GCGAUGGCGUAUACCGAAUCUUCGCUCGUUCGUCCCUCAUGCUACUGCGACCGAAGUGGUCAACUUGACCGUCAUCGCGCCACUGCUGUUGCCAGCGCUUGGUCAUGGUUAUUGGUAAGCCCUGGAUUCUCCGACAACUGGUAACCACUCGGCGACAUUCGCGAUCGCGGGCACCGGCCGGCGCAACAAACUGCCCGGUCGCUAUAGCUUGACGUGCGAUUGCGUUGCAAAAUCGCGAAGAGCGUUCGUGAACAUGGUGAAGGCGAGGAGGUGGGCUUCAUUGUGGAGUAAGUCUUGCUGCAGGAGACAGUGCACAUUUUGCUACGUUCGCCGGACACGGAGUUUCGCUUCCCAAGAUCGUCUUGGCAAAGUGCGAACACGGCGUUCUCUCAUGAUAGAGUUUGGGAUCGGAGGUGAAGGAGGGAAGACUGCUGUGUUGGCACACGAGAAACUCGAGCUGUGGCUGGCAACUCGCUCAGGUCCGGAGGUGUUGUGAAGUCACACCCGAGGAACCAAAGAUAUCCCUAUCACGGCUCAAUCCGCAGUGGCUCAAAUUUUCAGCUGAGCUCAAGCUUAGCCGCCUUCCGUAUCCGUGCGACAACGUACAGUGUACUGUAUACCGCAAUGCUUUACGCUUUGUCGGUGCUGAAGCGUGUUACACCUGACAGCAGUACCGAUGGGAUUGAGUUCAUGUGGCCUUCCACUUCGACAUGCAGACGCUGCCAUCCACAAAUUUUACUUGAGUGUCUCGCGCGAAUACCAGAGGAAUCACUUAUUUAAUCGCCUCCUGCAUCAUGGCUCGAACAAUCUGAUAAACAUGAGCUGAUAUCUCAAGCUGCGUAACGCGCACGGUAUCUGGUUUACGCGAAGCCAUAACAUACAAGUACACAUUGCCGCCGACUGAAAAGGUUUAUCACAUGCAUUGUACUAGACUUGGACGUAAUGAAGGGCCUGCCUUAGUGGAAUCAGUUUUCCAUGCCACUGGACUCCAGUCCAGUUCUGGAGACUACGGAAGAGUUCGCGUUGCCCAUUCAACAAGGCUAUCCGCGUUCACAGAGUUUCUACCCAGAUGGAUGCGUUGCAGCAAGUGAGUGGUGGUAAGCUCGAGUGAUAAUCAACAAUUGCUUCCGUCAGUUAGAGAACAUGGGUACAGCAAGUGCAGUACCACAAUCAUGCGCAUUAAUUAAUCAGGGCACACUUUCGCUUUCGCCGCAUCCGCCUCAAGUCGCUCCUCCCUAACAAUGGCCAAGUUCUCUUUUACGCUGCUCGUCGCGUCGGCUGCCGUCGCCUCGGCCCACGAGGGACACGAGCACUCAUCGGGUGCGACCCACGAGGGUCACGAACAUUCGUCGUCUUCGGGCUCUGCCACUGCAGGCACCGUCGGUUCCGAGUGCUCGGCCGACGUCAGCGAGGCCUUCAUCGCCACUAUCGACAACAGCACCUACUUCGACACGUGCGUGGAGGGCACGACCUUCAGCAUCUCUUCGGUGUUCGACGUGCUCAACUUUACGGACUCGGAAUUCCUGACGUUCUGCAACUCGUCCACGUGCCUUGAGCCCGUUCAUGAACUCAUGGGAUCGGUCGACUGCCUCAUCACGUACCAGGGCACGCAGCGUGACCUGGCGGACGAGGUCUCGAAGCUCCACGACCAGUGCCACGAGGUCCUCGACGCGGCGAACUUGGAUAUGGACAUGGACGGACACGCCCAAAGCUCGGGCUCGACGGCCUCCGCUUCUGGCAGCUCCGACGCGUCGUCUGUGACGAUGACGGUGGGCUCGGUGGUCUCUGCUGCCAUCCUUGCCGCCUUCCUGGCUUAAGAGUAUUUCCCUAUUCCGCUGUAUCACGACUGCCACAUCUUCAGGCGUAGCUGGCAGACAAAAAACAUUUUAUCAAUCUACACGUUACUAGAACAGUGCUGGCA
Messenger RNA from Phytophthora nicotianae INRA-310, 1921 nucleotides. RefSeq lists its product as hypothetical. Gene Ontology annotation, cellular component: extracellular region. The coding region runs from base 1242 to 1817 and encodes 191 amino acids. The transcript has a single exon. The record is from RefSeq and is a predicted model, not a curated record. Lineage: Eukaryota; Oomycota; Peronosporomycetes; Peronosporales; Peronosporaceae.